UACACUUCACGUUCAGAAGGGAACGAUCCUCGGCCGCAAUAACAAUAGAUAGACGACGCAAUUAUGAAUAAAGAUUAAGAAAUAUCGGUUCGCCGUAACUACAAAAUAGAUAGUUAAAAAUGGUUGCCCUGUAACACACGGAUCUGUCAACCGACAUUCACCCGUAUCCGAUCGCUACGAUGCGAUAAAUACGAUCGUUCAAAAUUCCCAGUGAUUCGGAUAAUUAACGAUAAAUUCAUUGUAAACGCUGGAACGUUCGUUUUCCGUAGCAGGGAACGUAACUUCGCAAUUGCUGCUACCAUAUGCGUAAACGAAGCGACCGUGUAUUUAAAAGUUUCGUUUACGAGUUUCCUUCGAACAGAAUGGUUCAAGGUUGUAUAUUAUUCUACAUUGUUUUCUGGAAUUUUUAAAUGUGAUACAUUCCGUUAAAUCGGAUCGUCGAUCCUUUAACGAAAUACGUGGUUUAGAAUAUUACGUAUUACAUAUUUGGAAUGCAAACGGAACUACCAAGUUUUGGUUCUGGGAGUGAUUGUUCAAGCGACACGGAUAUUACAGUAUACAUGGAUUACCAGUCGGAGCCAGAAACGAACACACCAGAAAUAGAGAACAAUGAUUUUUCGGAAUAUCUGUGGAUGGAAAAUGAAGAAGCAUUCGACGAAGAGGUAAUUCAACGAUUAACGGAAGAGGAAUUAAUGGAGGAAUGUGAAAAAGCAGUGUCUGAGGAUGAGAAGCGUAAUGUUAAAUUCACGCGUCUACUUGAACGUCUGAACCUGGUGGAUUCUGAUGAAACUAGGGAGCAAGGUGAUCGUAUAGUGCUGACAGAUGAUAAUGAAACUUGGCUACAAUUUGAUCGUCUACAACUAACAGAGGAUAAUGAAAUUUGGGAACAACUUGAUCGUCUAGAUUUGAGAGAUUAUAAUGGAAUUGCACAACAACUUGAUCGUCUAGAUUUGUACAAUGAAACUGGACAACAACCUGAUCGUGCAAAUUUGUCAGAGAGUAAUGAAACUUGGCAAGUCAUUGACCGUCUACUUUUGACAAAUCGUAAUAAAACUUGGCAGGCUGAAAUUGCUGGACAAAGUACACUAAAUCCAAAUGCAGCUGAAUUUGUACCAGCAUUUAAGUCAGCGGUAACAUCUGUAAGUACACCACCAGAAGUUACUACGGAAUCAUCAUAGAAGCCAUACAUUCCCUUCUUUAAAGUAAAUAAAAAUGGACUAUAUGUAUGGCUAAAUAUUUACUACCCACAGUAAAACACAGUCUUAUUAACUGAAACAUAUUAAAAGUUAAAUGACUGUGAUUAAACGUACAAAGAUAUAACAAACGUCAAAGUGGAUAAUACGUAAUGCUGUUAUAUGAUAAUCCAAGAUUAAUGAAAUCAGUUGCAUAACCAUAAAUUUAAAACAGAAUGCUAUUCAAAUUUUUAUAGACAGAAACUAUUGCAUAAUAUUGUAAACGUUUAAUUUUACAUAUAUAUUUUUUUGGGAAUAUAAUUAAUCAUAAUGUAUACAAAUCUAUUCGAUCUGUUCAACCACACAUACACUACUUAUGUUGGAAACACAUACUUAUGUACAAAUUUUAUUAACAUUUUUUGCAUUGUGAUAGACAUAUAUACAUUAUAUAUAUAUAUAUAUGCUGUCAGAAUUUUGUAAGAUUGCAUGUGGUAAAUCUCUAUUAUUUUAGUUACAAUAUACUUCAGUAUCAACGCAGAAACUGUGAUUAUAAAGCAAGUUAAAUAGAUUUAUCAAAUAUAAUAUUCACGAUUAAGACACCUUAUUGAUUUCAUAAACGCUUCGUAUUAUCUUGCUUCCAAAUUUUUUCAUGUAUCUCAUGUACUACUUGUGGCUCCUCUUUGUGAAAAAAGCAGAUUA
Molecule: messenger RNA, 1871 nt
Organism: Nomia melanderi (Alkali bee)
Lineage: Eukaryota; Metazoa; Arthropoda; Insecta; Hymenoptera; Halictidae
Gene: Paip2
Product: polyA-binding protein interacting protein 2
Biological process (GO): negative regulation of translational initiation
Cellular component (GO): cytoplasm
Molecular function (GO): mRNA regulatory element binding translation repressor activity
Source: RefSeq, a predicted model, not a curated record